CAUGAGGUGUGGCAGCUUGAGACAGCUUCCAAGAUGAAGACCCUCAACACUCCAAUCAAAUGCCACGACAUCUUUAAAGCCUUACCCAACCAAAAGAAACUCAUCAGAAACGUUCUGACUAACGGUGUUGCUGGCGUUGGAAAAACCUUCUCAGUGCAGAAGUUCACUCUGGACUGGGCAGUGGGCUCCGAAAACCAAGAUAUCAGUCUGCUGGUUCUGCUUCCAUUCAGGGAGCUGAACUCGAUCAAAGAUGAGUGGUACAAUCUGAUCAUGCUGAUCCAGGAAUGCCAUCCAACAUUAAAGCUCACAGCAAAGAAACUUGCUGCCUGUAAAGUUCUGUUCAUCUUUGACGGCCUGGAUGAAAGCAGACUUUCACUGGAUUUCAACACCAAGGAAGUCGUGACUGAUGUCACACAGAAGACAUCAGUCAGCGUGCUGUUGACAAACCUCAUCAAGGGGAACCUGCUUCCCUCGGCUCUCAUCUGGAUAACUUCCCGACCUGCAGCAGCCAAUCAGAUCCCUCGUUCAUGUGUGGACAGGGUAACAGAAAUACGAGGCUUUGCUGAUGCCCAGAAGGAGGAGUACUUCAAGAAGAGAUUCAGUGAUGAAGUGUCCAGCACAAUCAUCUCACACAUCAAGACAUCCAGGAGCCUCCACAUCAUGUGUCGCAUCCCAGUCUUCUGCUGGAUCAUUGCUACAGGUCUGGAGGAAAUGUUGACUUCAGAGCAGAGAGAAGAGCUGCCCAAGACCCUGACUGACCUGUACUCACACUUCCUGCUGAUUCAGACAAAGAGGAAGAAGAACAAGUAUGACGAGGGACAUGAGAAGAGUCCAGAGGACCUGACAGAGGCUGACAGCAAAGUUCUUCUGAAGCUGGGGAGGCUGGCGUUUGAACAGCUGCAGGAAGGAAACAUCCUGUUCUACAAAGAAGACCUGGAGCAGUGUGGUCUUGAUGUCACAGAGGCUGCAGUGUUAUCAGGAUUUUGUACACAGAUCUUCAAAACAGAGAAACGCCAGAAGAAAACAGUCUACUGCUUUGUUCAUCUGAGCGUUCAGGAGUUUCUGGCUGCAGUCUACAUGUACCACUGUUACACCAGCAGGAACACAGAGGUACUGAAGGACUUCCUGGGAGAAGACUACAGUGACUCAUCUCUGGAUCACUUCCUGAAGGGAGCCAUGGAGAAAUCUCUCCAAAAUAAAAAUGGCCACUUGGACCUGUUUGUUCGCUUCCUUCAUGGCCUCUCUCUGGAGUCCAACCAGAGUGUCUUAGGAGACCUGCUGGGUCAGACGGAGAACAGUCCAGAAACCACCCAGAGAGUCAUCACCAACCUGAAGGAGAUGAACAGUGGGGGGGUCUCUCCUGACAGAAUCAUCAACAUCUUCCACUGUCUGAUGGAGAUGAACGACUGCUCAGUACAUCAGGAGAGACUGAUCCCAGCUGUGAGGAACUGCAGAAAGGCUCGACUUCCUCGCUGUUUUCUCUCAAACACUCACUGUGAAGUUGUGGCCUCAGCUCUGAAGGACAACCCCUCCCAUCUGAGAGAUCUGGACGUGAGCUACAACGUCCUGACUCAGUCAAUGAUGAAGUUUCUGUGUGCUGGACUGGAGAGUCCAAACUGCAAACUGGAGACUCUGAGAUUGUGUGGCUGCAAUUUGACAAAGACCAGCUGUACUUCACUGGCCUCAGCUCUGAAGUGCAACCCCUCCCAUCUGAGAGAGCUGGAUCUGAGUAACAACAAGCUGCAGGAUUCAGACAUUAAACUGCUGACUGAUCUUAAGGAGAGUCCAGACUUUAGACUGGAGACUCUGAUAUUGGGGGACUGCAGUUCAUCAGAGACCAGCUGUGCUUCUCUGAUCUCAGCUCUGAAGUGCAACCCCUCCCAUCAAAGAGAGCUGAAUCUGAGUAACAACAAGCUGCAGGAUUCAGACGUGGAGCAGCUGUGUGAUCUUCUGAAGAGUCCACACUGUAGACUGAUGUUUCUGCUAUUGUAUGGCUGCAGUUUGUCAGAGACCAGCUGUGCUUCUCUGAUCUCAGCUCUGAAAUCUAACCCCUCCCAUCUGAGAUGUCUGAAUCUGAGUCGCAACAAGCUGCAGGAUUCAGACGUGGAGCAGCUGUGUGAUCUUCUGAAGAGUCCACACUGUAGACUGAUGCAUCUGCACUGUGCUUCUCUGAUCUCAACUCUGAAGGCCAACCCCUCCCAAUGGAGAACGCUGGAUCUGAGCUACAACAAGCUGCAGGAUUCAGACGUGGAGCAGCUGUGUGAUCUUCUGAAGAGUCCACACUGUAGACUGGAGGAUCUGAGAUUGGUUGGCUGCAGUUUGUCAGAGACCAGCUGUGCUUCUCUGAUCUCAGCUCUGAAAUCUAACCCCUCCCAUCUGAGACAGCUGGAUCUGAGCUACAACAAGCUGCAGGAUUCAGACGUGGAGCAGCUGUGUGAUCUUCUGAAGAGUCCACACUGUAGACUGGAGGGUCUGGGAUUGUUUGGCUGCAGUUUGUCAGAGACCAGCUGUGCUUCUCUGGCUGCAGCUCUGAAGUCCAACCCCUCCCAUCUGAGAAAUCUGGAUCUGAGUUACAACAACCUGAAGGAUUCAGACGUGAAGCUGCUGUCUGAUCUUAAGAAGAGUCCACGCUGCAGACUGGAGUUUCUGAGCUGGUGAUGAUCUCUGUCAGAGUGAGAGUGAACAUCCAGGAGUGUUGAGAGAGGAUCAGCUGGAUUCUGAUGAUCCAUCUGGAGUCUGGAUCUGGAUUUUAUCAUCUUCACUUAAGUCUCUUAACUGACUACAAACUGAACAGUUAUCUCUGGAUUUAGCUGAAGUCAGAACUUUACACAUGUGUUAUAUAUGAGCUGUUUGAUGUAGAUAAAGAUAAAAACAGCUGUUAUAAGUCAGACUCUGAGCUGGGCUCAUAUUUAUCAAGCGUCUCAGAAUCACACUGAGAGUUAAGGAGGACUAAAACUAAUGAAUGAAGCAGAAGAGAAUUGACUGUGACUUUCAGCAGGAGAAGGAUUACUGCUGGGAGAGAGUGAGACGUCGCUGUUUUACCACAGUCAGAGCAGCAAAGUAGAAAUGAUGAUGACGUGUUGUAGUUUUCUCACAGUCUCAGCUGUAAAUAUUAAACAGUGGUAAUUUGGUAUAUUAUGUGUAUA
This is a messenger RNA of Scomber japonicus (chub mackerel), 3146 nucleotides long. Its product is annotated as NACHT, LRR and PYD domains-containing protein 14-like. The annotation marks the transcript as partial. Gene Ontology annotation, molecular function: protein binding. The record is from RefSeq and is a predicted model, not a curated record. The transcript is spliced from 10 exons. NCBI's taxonomy places the organism in Eukaryota, Metazoa, Chordata, Actinopteri, Scombriformes, Scombridae.